Molecule: messenger RNA, 384 nt
Organism: Nelumbo nucifera (sacred lotus)
Lineage: Eukaryota; Viridiplantae; Streptophyta; Magnoliopsida; Proteales; Nelumbonaceae
Source: RefSeq, a predicted model, not a curated record
AUGAAGCACCUAGAAACCUUAGAAGGAGCAGAGUUUCGUCUCCGCCUCUUCCAGAUUGAUCUCCUCGACUACGAUUCUCUUAUGGCUACGAUUAAUGGAACCGUCAGUAUAUUCCACCUUGCUUCCCCCUACAUUGUGGAUAAAGUCAAAGACCCUAAGAGAGAGCUUUUGGAUCCGGUGAUCAAAAGGACGAUUAAUGUGCUGAAAGCGGCGAAGGAGUGCGAGGUGAGAUGGGUGGUGGUAACAUCAUCAAUCUUCGCCAUCAUACCAAGUCGGUACUGGCCUGCAGAUGUUGUCAAAGGGGAGAAUUGCUGGACGGAUGUUGACUAUUGCAAGCAUACCGGAGUGAGUUUUCUGAUUACCUUUCUUGUUGUUUCUAGUUGA